AUGCAGCUUGAACUUCAUGUGCGAACGCUGGGGUACGAAACUUGCGUGCUGACGGUCAGUGAGAACGACUUCGCCGAGAUAGUGUUCAAGCAGUUGGAGAACAAGUACGGCAUCCCCUCCGCACAGCAGCGUGUUCUCUACGAAGGCUAUGACGGGUAUACCGCCGAUCUACAGCGUGGCCGCAGGCUGAAGGAAUUCAAGCUGGCACCGCAAGUUCGCUUCAUCCUGGCAAAAGUGCUGCCAGCGAAGCCGAAGAUGGUCGCCCCGGACCUCAGCUCCGAGUGGCAGCCGUCCAGGCGGAGGGCCAAGGCGGGCAAAGAUGU
Molecule: messenger RNA, 323 nt
Organism: Symbiodinium sp. CCMP2592
Lineage: Eukaryota; Dinophyceae; Suessiales; Symbiodiniaceae
Source: the annotation of a GenBank genome assembly